AUGAAACAUAUGUUGGAAAACCUGAGAAAAAGACAACAACUUGGUACCAUAAGGGUUCCCUUAUCCUUAUGCUCUGCUAGAGUAGUCAUAGCUGAUUUCUCUCUGUGCAAAGCAAAAACAAGAAUGCAAUCUUUCCGAGAAAAAAUCAAAAAGCGUUCUUAUGAGAAAACUUUGGCUC
This is a messenger RNA of Auanema sp. JU1783, 178 nucleotides long. The record is from the annotation of a GenBank genome assembly. NCBI's taxonomy places the organism in Eukaryota, Metazoa, Nematoda, Chromadorea, Rhabditida, Rhabditidae.